CCUUGUCAACAACAUCUUGGCUGUAUUUUACAAAUUCAAGUAGUUUCUCUUUUUAUCUUAUAUUUUGUUUAAAGCAAGGUUUGAGUUUACUGGCCAUAUUGCUAACUUCGAUCAGGAUGUUGUUGCACUGAAAAUGAGGCUAUACCAUAAUUAAAGUUAUAAUACCGCAUUAAACUUAAAGUUAAACUCGUAGAACAAAAACAUUAUAUCUGUGUAUUUUGUUGUUCAAGCUAAGAUGGCAGAAUCUGAUGUGCAGCCCAUCCUUCAACGAGCACUGUUGGCAUUACUCGACUCUAAGCCAGAAAAGCCAAUUGAAUUUUUAAUAAAUCAUUUUCAGAAGGAGGGAGAAAAGACCAACUUAGUUACCCAAGCAGCACAUCUUUUGGAAAGCAUUAAGUCACAUCAUCCAGCAACUGAAGAACGAUUGCUUCAAGCAUACAAUAUUAUUAGUCAGUACAGAGGUAGGUUUAAAUUUCAGAAAGAAGUCCAAGGCCUUACAGGAGAUAUCUACACUGAUUUGUUAGGACAACUACUACAUGGUUUUCCAGACUCAUAUGUGGACAAAUUGCUACAGAAACUGAGAUGUCACAGUGAUGAAUACAUUCCUUUUCUUGUAUUUCGUGCUGGUGUAUUAACAACAUUAUUACUAAAAGAAUGCAUUCAAGAAGCUCAAGAAUUAUUUAAGCAACUAGAUACUGAGGGAAAAAGACAUAUUACAAGAUCUUUAGGAGACUGUGCUCUUACUCAGCUCUGCACUGCUUUGACAGCCACAGCUAAUGACCCCUUUUCAACUUUAGAAAUGGCUGUCAGUUUGGAGGUCAGCCAGCUAUGCAGAACAUUUGAUGAAGAAGUUAAAAAUGUAACAACGUGGGACAGUUUAAUGACAGAAAAUGAAUUUGUUUCUGAAGCUGUUGAUGUUUUCUUACACCAGGUUCCUUCAACAAGGUAACUUUGUCAGAAACACUAGUAACUUCUGUGGACCAUAAGAAGAUGAAAUAUUUUAUGAAAUGUAAUUUCAUCAAAAUUAAUAUUGAAACUGAUAAUAUGACAACUC
Messenger RNA from Limulus polyphemus (Atlantic horseshoe crab), 1054 nucleotides. RefSeq names its product tubulin polyglutamylase complex subunit 1-like. Gene Ontology annotation, molecular function: microtubule binding. Gene Ontology annotation, biological process: protein polyglutamylation. Lineage: Eukaryota; Metazoa; Arthropoda; Merostomata; Xiphosura; Limulidae. The transcript has 7 exons. The record is from RefSeq and is a predicted model, not a curated record. The coding region runs from base 236 to 949 and encodes 237 amino acids.